Molecule: messenger RNA, 1184 nt
Organism: Dama dama (fallow deer)
Lineage: Eukaryota; Metazoa; Chordata; Mammalia; Artiodactyla; Cervidae
Product: C-type lectin domain family 2 member B-like
Exons: 7
Coding region: 475-945 (156 amino acids)
Cellular component (GO): external side of plasma membrane
Source: RefSeq, a predicted model, not a curated record
GUGCCACAUGAAGGUUUUUGCUUUAUGGGUCAGAUGAUGAUCCUUUGUUGAGCAAAGAAGAAUAUAUGUUUUUCUCUUCACUAUUUAGCAUAACUUCCCUCCUUUCCAGUAAUUGUUUUGUGUUUGUUUCCCAGGAAGCAAACUAUAUAGCUAAUAGUAUGACUCAAUCUUCAUCACAUGAUUACUUUCCUUUUGAGAGAUCGACUUAAAUAAGCUGUCUUUUACUUCAGAGUAGCUUAACUCUAGUUUGGAGUUGUGUUGUAAAAACUUUUUCUUUUUUUUUUUUUCACAUUAAAAUUAAAACUUUGAAGAGAGAAGUCAUCAAGUAUGCAGUCAGCUCACAAGGAUGCGAGCAAACAAGAAGCUAAUGAAAAGAAGCGAGAGGAAGUAUAUUUUGUGUCAUCUCCUUGUGAAAUAGCGUAAAGAAGUUUGUCAGAUGUUAAAGACAAGCAAUACAAGCAGUACAAGUUUCAGAUGUUAAAGACAAGCAGUAAAGGACUUAUUUUUGCAUUAGCAAUAUCUGUAGUUAUUAAUAUUGUUUUAAUAGGUAUUGCUAUACAUUUUUCAGUUAAAGAAGAUAAGGGUGCUCGGUAUUUCUGCUCAGAUAAUUGGAUUGGUUUCCAAGAUAAAUGCUACUAUUUUUCUGAAGAAGAACAAGAUUGGAAUUCAAGUAGAUACGACUGUUUGUCUCAAAAUGCUAACCUAGUUUUGAUUACCACUACAAAAGAAAAACAUUUUCUUAAGCGAUUCAAGUGCACUUCUGAUCACUGGAUUUGGCAAGACAUGACAGAAAAUCUAACGGGACAAUGGGUGGAUGAAAACAUAUUUAACAAAGGGAUUAAUAUGACAGGGAAUGAAAUAUGUUUUUACCUUAAUGAAGAUGGUGUUGCAGCAGCUAGAUGCUACACGGAGAGGAAAUGGAUUUGCAGGAAAAAAGUGCCCUAAAUCAGUUUCCGACAGUGGACUUGACAUCCAGAAAUAUGCACUCGUGAUCUUCACUCAAGGGCAGUAGGAGCCUUUGAGAGAGCUGCUAGAAAAGAGUACUCAUGGACAUCAUGACAUAAUGAUGUUACCAGCGUUGAAGACUGGUGCUAGAGAGCUGCAGCCUCUAGAAGAUUUAUAUUGUUUCAAUGAAAUAAAAAUCUCAUUUUCUCCUGAUAGGAGAAAUAAAAUUUAAAAAGACA